This is a messenger RNA of Nasonia vitripennis (jewel wasp), 3906 nucleotides long. RefSeq names its product protein N-terminal asparagine amidohydrolase (gene Ntan1). The transcript is spliced from 10 exons. The record is from RefSeq and is a predicted model, not a curated record. Gene Ontology annotation, biological process: ubiquitin-dependent protein catabolic process. NCBI's taxonomy places the organism in Eukaryota, Metazoa, Arthropoda, Insecta, Hymenoptera, Pteromalidae. Bases 1193 to 2125 code for a protein of 310 amino acids. Gene Ontology annotation, cellular component: nucleus. Gene Ontology annotation, molecular function: protein-N-terminal asparagine amidohydrolase activity.
AUCGCAGAAGCCAACCGCAGUGCAGUGUGUAUCCCUUGAGCGAGGCGAGCGCGUUUCUCGCUCUCCUCUCUCACCCUCUCAUUCUCUUCCUCUUUCUCCGUCCAUUCGUGCGAUAAGUGUAAUCGCGACGCGGCAUAAUUUCGCGCACGAGCUGUCAAAUCCUUCGGCCCGGUGUUUCCCUCGCGCGAAAAGCCCCUUACGCGCCUCUAACCUCGAGACUCUUGACAGUUCGCCGACCUAACCUACAAAACACACAAGGUCUUUCAAACUGUUGUGCGUGAUAUCGUCGAUUCGCGGACGGAGAGUCGAGAAAAAAACUGUGGCACACGGCACUUCCGAAGCUUGACAGUGGAGUGGAACCUAAUGCAGCGGCUUUUGGGACAGAGGCUAAAUGCUCAAGCUGUAUACCUAUAUAUGCAUACUGUUGUUUUGUGUAUGUAUACAUAGUCGGUACUGAGAGUGUGUGCAUGUGCUGUGGUGCGAAGAAGUGAGAGGAACAGAGACGAGAGACGGUUUGUUUCCAUCUUUCAGCUGUUUGUGCGCGCACGCGUCUGCCUCGCGCGUCCCUCUCGGACUAUCGCUGUCCAUUUAAAUCGGCGUGUUAGUUAUCCGUCCUUCUCUUUCUUCCGCGCAUGAGUAUAUGGGCCACCAGUUGCGCAUCGUUGCAUAACUCCACGCGAAGAUUUCUGGCUCCGAUUUUGGUUCGCUUGAUGACUUCGGACUUGGUCGCCGACCACUGUUUGUUUUGAUAACCAAGAGCCGGAAGUUUUGGGACUUCGAUUGGUAAUUGCAAACAAUCCGCAAGUAUGUUUAACCGUGAGGACGUAAAUGCCAUCUACCCCAGAGUAGAGAAGAAAGCUUGUAAAAUAGAUAACGGCAACGUGUCCACAAGCCGAGUAGUGAUAAUCAUUUUGGUCAAAGAAAACAUAAUCAGCGUAAAAAGGCAUAAAUAAGGGUCGUGUUCCAUUUUCUAACGGAUGUACCAAAUCCAGAAUAAAUGAUAUUUGAAGAAAUAACAACUCAAGCUAGGAAAACGCAAAUCAUAUAAGGAUUAUCAAUAGAGAAAAGUGAAUACAACGUCAUAGCUAAUACCGGACCUUCCAACUCACUGUUUCGUUUCCCGAAAAAUGGCAGCAGAUUCCUGUGAUAGCUCUUAACUUCAGCCGAAAAAAAACAAAAGAAAAACACAAGGAUGGUGCUGGUGGUGAACGGGGUCCUGCAGGAGGAGGUCCCCAUGGACAGCCGAACCCUGUACGCGGCUCACCCGAUAUACCGUGAGACGGCGGCACAACUCCACAUGCUGCCCGCGAAACUUGUGGGCCCCGCGGGCCUUCUCUACGUCCAGCAGCGAGAAAUGGCUGCAACUUUACCACACGACAAAAACGUCAACAUCCUCGGUUCGGAUGACGUGACGACGUGUAUUAUCGUCGUGGUGAGGCAUUCUGGUUCCGGAGCAGUGGCCCUGGCGCACCUGGACGGCGCCGGCACGGACGACGCGGCGGCGCAAAUGAUCCACAGGGUGUCCGAACUGGCUCUCGGCUUUCCCGAGGGACGUCUCGAGCUUCAGCUCGUCGGCGGUUACUCCGACCCGAGAAACUACUCCGAGGUGCUCUUCUACAAUAUACUCCUGGCGUUUCACAAGCAGCCCAUUGAGAUAGACCUGACGCUCUGCUGCGUGGGCGAGCUGAACACGACCGUUAGAGGCGGCAUCCACUGGCCGAUGAUAUACGGCAUCGGCCUCAACGUCAAGACCGGCGAGAUUUUCCCGGCCACUUUCCCCGACAAAGGUCCCGAUCAGGCGCUCAGGUGCGCCAGGCAUUUGACCGGCGGACAACAGGUUCUCGACGUCUACGACUGUACGCUUGGUCUCUUGAGAAUCGGACCGUUCAAUUACGAUCCCUUGCGAGGUGUCGAUCUUUGGCUUGCCCAGUCCGAUCAGUUUAUUCUACAGCACCUGUCGACUUCUCCCGACGUCGAACUUCCACACUUCGUCUCUCAGAUACGAGCAACGCUAAAGUACAUCCAGGACAAUCAAUUUCCUGCGGUUACGGUGUUCCGGGACAACAGGCCGCACUAUUACCGACGGGACGAGACUACUGGCGUGUGGCAGCCGAUACGAUAUUAACAUCCGGAUGGCGUUCCACCCCCCCCCCCCCCCUGCUCAGGAGUCUGUGUAGUAAACCUGCGAAUUCUCGGCCCGCAACGAUAAUGCUCUCGCCCUACGUCGAAUUGCCGUUUUUUUUAAUGUUUACUUUGACCUUGUUUUUAGAAUUAUAAAUUAACGUUUUUUAGGAUUUGAAAUCCGAAUGUUCUUGCUGCUUCGACCCCAGUGUUUGGUUUCGAUCAAAGUGGAAAUUUAUAGAAGCGAUGUUGUGAAUUGCGAAAAGUCUAAAAGUCUAUGACGGAGUGUAAGUGAAAUUGUAUUUAGACUUAGCCCAACACGUUGGAAUGUUACUAAUUUAUGACAUCUGUUGGAAAAUCAGUGUAAUUUAACGCUUGAAUCGUAUACAAAAUUCUAGUGAAUGUAAAUAUUUUAUGUCUAUCUCAUGAUAUUUAAAUCAAAAAGAAGCAUCACACCUUUGUAAACUUACCAAACUAUGAAUCGACUACUUACAUCAAUUUGAUAUAAAUUAUAGACAAACAAAUUUUAUAAAGCAAUGCCAACGAGUGAUUUACCGAAAAGAACAAACGAAUUUAUAAACAUUCGAUUAUAUGAGUAGUUUUAAGAAAAAAACAUUAGUCUUGUAUUAUUGAUUCUUUAGAGUUCCAAGUAAUUACUUGUGUUAUAAGGGCGAGAGAAAAACUAAUGUAAAUAAGAAAAAAAACAAGAAAAAGAAUCGAAAGGUGUUCGAACCAGCCUUACGAGAUAAGCAAAAUCUGCUUGAUGCUUCAGAAGAUUAUGGAAACAAACACCAUACUUAAUUGUUAGUUUAAGAGUAAAUAAAUAAACAGAAGGAUAUGAACAAAUCACGUUUCCAAACAUUUUUUCUAGCGAUAAACCUUAACGAUCUAAUUUCUAUUCAUACGUAUAUUUAAACUCUCUAAAGUUCGCUAUUUUCGACGAAUUGUAAAAUCUCGAGAUGGAUGAUUUUCGUGGUUUGAAAUUGAAAUUAUUUUCAAACCUUUUCAGGGCCUCUGUUCGUCGCUGACGACUCGAGUACUUUAUUGUCCUAUUGUAAGAGAGAUUGAAACCUGUAAGGAGCGUUUGAAUCUUUGACUACUAUACGCGAAUUCAAAUCUAUGUCAAUAUUUUAUAGAUGGCAUUGUUACAGAUUCAAUAAAGAAUAAGAUUUAUGUAAUAUAAAAAUAAAACAAAAUCAAAAUGACUUGUCAUGCGAAAAUUGUUAAGAACUGCGUUGUUAACGAGGUUAUUAAAAAUAAUAUAUUGCCUUGAUUAAAUAAAAUAAUUCGAAGAAAGUUACUAGUACUGCAAAUUAUUGAGUAUACCGUAAUGUCAAUGUAAGAAAAGCACUCGAAGGUAAAAAGUAAAUUUUGUGCACGCAAUUAAUCUAAAAAAUAAAAUAUUUCCCGUGUUAAAGCUGUAGGGUGAGAUUAACUGCUGUUUUUAAAUAUCUAUUAAAUUCUACUAUAUAAUGCAUAAGAACCUUUACAAAACUUCGUUCACUCGUAAAUAUACUUAACUUGUCGAAUCGCUGGUUUGUAGUUUUAAUAAGAAUAGAAGCCGUUUACUCUCAGUUUUCCGUACAAAUAAAAAAAAGAACACUAUUGUUUGUUAAUGGAGUCUAACGUUUGUAAACUUUUCGACUUGUGUAUAAUCGAGGCACAUAGAUUUAAUGUCACUCUCACAAUCUUUUUGACCUUAAUCUUCUUCUGCGUGUAAUCUUUUCAAAUUUAUAAAAUUACCUGGUGAUACAAUUAUUUAUGUAAUAAACGCUAGUUAAAAAA